AACGUGCUGUGUUCUCUAUAUGGUCUCAUUAUGUUCUCCAGUGUGUUAUUGUUGUUCUCUAACGUGCUGUGUUCUCUAUAUGGUCUCAUUAUGUUCUCCAGUGUGUUAUUGUUGUUCUCUAACGUGCUGUGUUCUCUAUAUGGUCUCAUUAUGUUCUCCAGUGUGUUAUUGUUGUUCUCUAACGUGCUGUGUUCUCUCCCCACAGACCAUGUUCGGGAGUUCUCAUGCGGCCGCCUCUACUACCGGACCUUCCAUAUGGACGAGACAAGAGAUACACUUUACGUGGGCGCUAUGGACAAAGUCAUCCGCGUCAACAUGAACAACGUCAGUCAGACCAACUGUGAGACGGACGCCAUUAUGCUGGAGCCGACGAGUGUAUCCAACUGUGUGUCGCGCGGCAAGUCUGAGCACUUCGACUGCCGCAACCACAUCCGGGUGAUCCAGCCCAUGUCGAGGAACCGCUUGUACAUCUGCGGCACCAACGCCCACAACCCUAAGGACCUGGUCAUCUAUGCUAAUUUAACCCACCUGGCACGCCACGAACACGUCCCAGGUAUCGGGUCUGGUGUGGCUAAGUGCCCGUUUGACCCCGUGGACAACAGUACGGCGGUGUGGGUGGAGCGGGGCAACCCGGGUAACCUGCCAGGGCUGUACUCGGGCACGGUGGCGGAGUUCACGAAGGCUGAUACCGUCAUCUUCAGGGCCGAUCUCUACAACUUCACGACCAAGAGGCGAGAGUAUCCCUUCAAGAGGACCAUCAAGUACGACUCCAAGUGGCUCGACAAACCUAACUUCGUGGGGUCGUACGAGGUCGGGGAGUACGUGAUGUUCUUCUUCCGGGAGACGGCGGUGGAGUACAUCAACUGCGGCAAGAACGUGUACUCGAGGGUGGCUCGGGUGUGUAAGAAGGAUACGGGCGGCAAGAACAUCCUGGUGCAGAACUGGGCGACUUAUCUGAAGGCCAGACUCAACUGUUCCAUCCCCGGAGAGUUCCCCUUCUACUUCAACGAGAUUCAGUCGGUGUACAAGAUCCCCGGUGACGACACCCGCUUCUACGCCGUCUUCACUACCAGCAUGAACGGCCUGAUGGGUUCUGCCAUCUGCACCUUCAGCCUUGACGACAUCCAAGACGCCUUUUUGGGCCGCUUCAAGGAGCAGGCCACCUCGUCCUCGGCCUGGCUUCCUGUUCUGACCUCCAAGGUGCCCGAGCCUAGGCCAGGCCAGUGCGUCAACGACACCCAGACGCUGCCAGAUAAUGUAUUGACAUUCUUGCAAUCACACCCUCUCAUGGACGAGGCGGUGGCCCAUGAGCACAACAAACCUGUAUUCUUCAAGAGGGACCUCAUCUUUACCCACCUGGUUGUCGACAAAGUCACGGGAGGAACUUAUGGCCAAGAGAAUACAUACACUGUCUACUAUGCUGGUUCACUGGAAGGUCGCGUGUAUAAGGUGGUCGAGUGGAUGGAUGAUGAGGGCGUCUCACACUCAGAGCUUCUAGAUGUAUAUGAAGUCACCACACCUGAACCCAUCAGAGCUAUACAAAUAUCCAAAAAGCACAAGUCUCUGUAUGUCUCAUCUGACACUCGUGUGCGCCAAGUUGAUCUAUUCAUGUGCCACGGACGUUAUGAUAACUGCCUUCGCUGCUCUCAUGAUCCUUACUGUGGCUGGGACAAGGAUGCUAAUGUGUGCAAGCCAUAUCAGCCUGGCCUGCUGCAAGAUGUUACAGGUUCAACUCCAGGACUUUGUGAUGCUUGUAUUGCUAAGAAGAAGAUGGUAGUGACCUGGGGCCAGAGCAUCCACCUGGGGUGUGCAGUUAAACUUCCACGUCCCAUCUCUCUAAAGGACAUCACUUGGCACCACUACUCAAAGGAUAAGGGCAAAUACCAGAUCAGAUACAGGCCGGACAAGUAUAUAGAGACCUCAGAACAUGGCUUGGUCGUGAUGAAUGUCAAUGAAGCAGAUGCUGGUCGUUAUGACUGCAAGAUGGGAGGAGAUAUUGUGUGUUCAUACAAUAUCACUGUCGAUGCUCACCGUUGUUCAGCACCAGCCCGCACCAAUGACUUUCAGAAGGUGUACAGUGACUGGUGUCAUGAGUUUGAGAAGUACAAACUGGCUAUGAAGACUUGGGAAAGGAAACAAGCACAAUGUGCCAAUAGGAAUAACAUUAGCCAGCAGAACAGCCAUCCCAACGACAUUUAUACCAGGAGUAACCCGUUUGUCUGAUCACGUCCAUUAAAUGAACUCAUCUCAUAAAACCAUAGAGGUAGAUGUGACAGGAACUUUCCUUCCUUGUGAUGGUCAAGAAUUUGCCUGUUUGUAAUUGGUUCAGCACUUGUAAGUUGUAAAUGAUUGAAAAUGAUAUGUUGUGGAAUUUUCUCAAGUAAAAUUGCCAUUAAAUUGAGUUGGCAUGUGACAACAGUUAUAUUAGUUGUAAAAUAAUGGAAAAGGUAAUAUUCAAAGAAUGUUCAAGAUUCAUGUUAUUUGAAAGUUCUCACAUUGAAAGUGUAUUAAUGUGGGAAGGAUUGUACUCAGUGAUGGUGCCACCAGAAGAAAGGUGCUAAUAUCAAUUGGUGCCAGAUGAAAGGAAAUCAUAACCAAAAAAUAAAUGGUUUUGACAGGCAACUUGACCCAAAUACUCCAAUAACAAUCAGGGUACCGUUAGCUAUUUGACAUGUAUUCAGUUUCUUUUUGCCACUCCUGAUAAGAAGUUUUGACUGUGUGAGGGAGUUCUCUAGGUGUAGGUCUUGCUCCCGGACAAUCGCCUUUGGGCAUUAUUGCUUCUGCAUUCUAAGAGCUUGAGUGAGCAGUGGAUCUUAGAACUUCUGGAUUUUAGUUAAAGUGUGAAAGGAUGGACCCAAGAGGUAUGGACUUCCAAACAUAUCCUUACAGGAGGCCACUGUCCCCUAUUAUCGAGUGUGACAAGGACACACUACUUAGUGAUAUAAAUAUGGAUCCCCCCAAACUGAUGGAAUGGUGCAUUUUUAUGGCAAAAAAGGUUCCUGGUAGGCUUUUAGAGUGAUGCUGUUUGUGAAAGGAUAAGGAAAUUAUUUAUUUUCAUUGUGUGGGAAGAGAAGAAAGCAGUGAAGUGAAACUCUGAGUAUUCACUCCACCAGCCCAUGGAAACCUGGUCUUCAAUUGGAAUAUUGUUGAAAUCAUUCUUAAAAUAAUUGCAGUAAUGAAAUCUACCCUUCCUCAGGUUGAAAAGUCCCCUGUUUUGUAUAUUAUUACUGGCAUUUGACAGACCCUUCAUCCUGAUAUUUUGUAAGCAUUUUCUAAACUACCUCUGCCUUUUCAUGAUUGUUAUCAUUAAGAAAUUUAAUGAAGGACUAAGAAGAAAACUAAUAUCAGGAAAUCUCCAUCCACAUACUCAGAAUAUUUUGUGGUUCCAUGAAGAAGAAAUAGGAUCACGUUAAUGGAAGCAUAAUCAGUGAAGGAUGUGUUUAAUCUAAAAAAUAAAAAUCUUUCCAUAGAAUUUCAUAAUUAUAUAUAUCUAAGAAAGUGAAAAAAGAAAAGCUAAAGAAGUAACAUGUUUUGGGAUACUUUAGGGUGAUGUGUGGACAAGACUUCUUUUAUACAGCUAAUUUUUAGACUUGUCUUGUAAUAUACACAUACGUUGGAACAUUCUCUUAAGGUGACCUGUUUUUGUUUAAAAAAUAAUCAUAUCCCCCCCUAGAUUUAAGUACAGUAUUUCCAUUUAUGAAAGCCCAUCCCAUAAUAUUAAAAGAGUCCACUCCAGCCGUCUGUUCAUUCACUAGGAAGCAUUAUACAUGUGGCUAUUAGAUACAAACAUGAACUGCGCACAUGUAUCUUAAUUUUCCGUAGCUCCCCUUUUGAGAAAGUUCCAUUUCACAUGCCGAUCCACGCUAAGAUUUUCGUUUUCUGUCCUGUGAUACGCGCCAAUUUUGUAAGACUCGUACAUAAUAAUAUUGCUCCAUAUAAGCAGGUUAGUAACACUUCAGUGUAAGUAAUGAAAUGUAAAUAUGUGUGUAUCUGCUGUUUAUUUCCUUAGGAAGUAUCAGUUUAUGGCCUGCUACACUUUUGUCUUCAACAUGCUAGAAUGGCUGACCUAACACUUACCUUUCUCUGUUUCUAAGUAAAAAAAAAAAAAAAAAAUGCUCCUUUGCUUAAUUCUCAGUUCAAGGAAGGUUAACCUGAGUAUAUUUUCUCUUCAACAUGACUUACUCUGCACAGAAACCUGUUGGCUAGAGGUUCCCAAAAAUUUUUACUUGUCCAAAAUAGUCAAAAUGUGAACCCUCUUAAGCCAGAUGCAGAAAGUGUAAAUACAGAGCUUGGCAUUUCUAGCAUGGAAAAAGACUACAUCAAUAUGCUUGUUUUGGGUUGUGAAUGAUGGGCUGCAGACUGAACGUGUAACUGACAUGGCACUCGAGAUGUUUGAAUGUUCAUGAAUAUUACUUAAAAGGUACUUUAGUUUUGCUGCUAUUGCAGUAUGUACAGUACAGUAUUUUUAUUGUCAUUUUAGCCACAGCCUAGUUUACAUUUUAAAUUUCCCAUGGAAAGGCUUUUAAUACUUCUCUGCUGUUGUAUGUUUUAUUUAAUAUUAAGUAAGCUUAUCCAUUAGGUGAUUCCCAUUUCAUUUACUUAUGUUAGCUGUUACCUUCAGCUGGGUUAUUUUUCAGAAUAUGAACUGAAAAUUGAGGUUUAAGAUUUGUCUGUAGGCUAUGAUCUAGGAGUUUGUAAUGUGAAAAUAUUCCUGUAAAAUAAAAUUUCUUUUUUAGAAAA
Messenger RNA from Homarus americanus (American lobster), 4740 nucleotides. RefSeq names its product semaphorin-2A-like (gene Sema2a). The record is from RefSeq and is a predicted model, not a curated record. The coding region runs from base 31 to 2223 and encodes 730 amino acids. Gene Ontology annotation, biological process: neural crest cell migration; negative regulation of axon extension involved in axon guidance; positive regulation of cell migration. The transcript has 14 exons. Gene Ontology annotation, molecular function: semaphorin receptor binding; chemorepellent activity. NCBI's taxonomy places the organism in Eukaryota, Metazoa, Arthropoda, Malacostraca, Decapoda, Nephropidae.